Molecule: messenger RNA, 342 nt
Organism: Necator americanus (New World hookworm)
Lineage: Eukaryota; Metazoa; Nematoda; Chromadorea; Rhabditida; Ancylostomatidae
Exons: 1
Coding region: 1-342 (113 amino acids)
Source: RefSeq, a predicted model, not a curated record
AUGAACAACAUCGACGGCGAAUAUGGUCGGCUCACGGAACAUCUUGGGAACUAUACAAGGAAAGCGGCGAGUUUUAAAGCCUGUAGAAAAUGUCUGCAUUUGGAAAACCUCGAGCUGAUGCGACGGCGCGGAGCCGCAGGAGCCACAGACAAUCUCGAACUCACGUGGGAGCUAGCGGCUUGCAUGGAAGCGACUAGAGAUCUCAGAAAGAAAAGCAACAGUAUUGAAUGGAGCAGCAGAAGCGGGCAAGAACUAUAUGCUAUCAAACCACAACUUUGCCGACAGCGAAACAAAAAUGACCGUCGUCCAGAAUGUAUACAACAUAACUACAGGAACGAGUAA